This is a messenger RNA of Durio zibethinus, 537 nucleotides long. The record is from RefSeq and is a predicted model, not a curated record. Lineage: Eukaryota; Viridiplantae; Streptophyta; Magnoliopsida; Malvales; Malvaceae.
AUGUCGUCAGCAUUAAGCGGUGAGAUUCAGCAUUGGAGGGAGCUGCAGGGAAUUGGUGGUGAAGAAGGAGGGAGUUGUGCGAGGCAAGGGGUGAGAGAGACUAAUGACGAUUGCGGUGACAAUGACGGGCAAUAUUUGCAAGGCAACACUAGAAAUGAGACCCCAAACCAAGCACCUCUCCCACCAAGGCCAACUCCCUGGCCAGUCAUUGGAAACCUCCCUGAAUUAUGGAAAAACAAGCCUGCGUUCAAGUGGAUUCUUGGCCUCAUGAAACAACUCGACACUGAUAUUGCUUGUAUCCGCCUGGGAAACAUUCAUGUUAUUCCAGUCACUUCACCUGAAAUUGCUCAAGAAUUCUUGAAAAAGUAUGAUGCAGUUUUUGCAUCGAGGCCUAUUACGAUGGCAACUGAUUAUGCUUCUCGUGGUUUCUUGUCAAUAGCGUUUGUGCCAUGGGGAGAUCAAUGGAAGAAAAUGAGAAAAUUGGUUGUUUCUAACAUAAUUAGUCCACAAAGACUUAGCUGGUUACUCCACAAGUGA